Momordica charantia (bitter melon) is the source of this 1237-nucleotide messenger RNA. RefSeq names its product palmitoyl-acyl carrier protein thioesterase, chloroplastic. Gene Ontology annotation, molecular function: acyl carrier activity; fatty acyl-[ACP] hydrolase activity. NCBI's taxonomy places the organism in Eukaryota, Viridiplantae, Streptophyta, Magnoliopsida, Cucurbitales, Cucurbitaceae. The record is from RefSeq and is a predicted model, not a curated record. Gene Ontology annotation, biological process: fatty acid biosynthetic process.
AAUAUAGUUUAGCUACAUCAAGAGAACAUUUACAGCUCAAAAAUAAUGUUGCUAAUACGAUCACCACAGGUGAGUUUGGAAAUAUUGAUGAUCAUAAGCUGAUCAGAAAACUCGACAUAAGGCAUGAGCACUUGAUUAGGGGACAACUAAGGAAGGGUGACCUUGUUUACGAGCACAAUUUCUUGAUCAAAUCAUAUGAGUUGGACCUGGAUAAUAAACCAACCAUGGUUUCUAUUAUCAACCAGUUACAGGAGUCAGCAAUAAACCAUUUCAAAAGUUGUGGGUUGGUGGAGACAGGAUAUGCCUCAACUAGAGAGAUGGAUAAAAGGGGCCUCAUAUGGGUGGUUCAUAAAUUGCAGGUCGUGGUGGAUCUCUAUCCUUCUUGGAAUGAUAUUGUUCAACUAAGCACUUGGGUUUGUGUAUGUGGGAAGAACAAUUUUCGUCGGGAUUGGAUCAUUCACGACAGUAAAACCGGUGAAGUUUUGAUUCGUGCCAUAUGUUUUUAUGCUCUGAUGAACAAAGAUACAAGAAAAUUAUCAAAUGUUGAUGAUGAAAUCAUGGCAGACAUAACUCCCUUUCUUUCUAAUUGUGAUCCCAUCGUCAAAGAGGACAACAGCAUCCUAAGGAAACUAGACGUUAAUUCAAAAGAUUGUAUUGGCAGUCAUUUAGUUACUAAAUCAUGUGAUUUGGAUCUCAACCAACAUGUUAGUCACAUCAUUAGCUAUAUCAAUUGGAUCCUCGAGAGUGCUCCUCCAAUGGUAGUUAAGAAUCAUUGGCUCUCAGCCAUAACCAUCAAGUAUCGAAAAGAAUGUGGAAUAGACAGAAAGCUGAAAUCUUUAUAUGUUCCCAUUAGAGACGACAACAAUGGCGAUGAGAGCGAAGAAGGUAUCAAGUUCCAACACGCAUUUUUCACCGACGAAUGUGAACUCGUUCGUGCAAGAACCGUUUGGAAACCUAAACCUACAUAGAAACGUUUUCUUUUUGGGCGAAGUGUGUGGUUGUUUCGUGAUAUUAAUCGAAGUUUACAUAAGUUGGCCCGAACACUCAUGAUUAAAAGAAAAAUCAUUUUGAAGCCGUACGUAUAGUCAUUUCAACCUAACCCCCUAUUCUCUUGAAUAAAGUUUUGAAAAAACAGGUGUAAUGUGGAAUAACGGCUCCAUUCCCAUGAGCUGUAGAGAGUUAGCUAUCCCUCAUCAUUAUUCUUAGUAUGCCUCCUCAUCUUUUGUGACCAUAUAAU